Molecule: messenger RNA, 3179 nt
Organism: Frankliniella occidentalis (western flower thrips)
Lineage: Eukaryota; Metazoa; Arthropoda; Insecta; Thysanoptera; Thripidae
Gene: Mtpalpha
Product: trifunctional enzyme subunit alpha, mitochondrial
Exons: 12
Coding region: 125-2407 (760 amino acids)
Biological process (GO): fatty acid beta-oxidation
Cellular component (GO): mitochondrial fatty acid beta-oxidation multienzyme complex; mitochondrion
Molecular function (GO): enoyl-CoA hydratase activity; NAD+ binding; long-chain (3S)-3-hydroxyacyl-CoA dehydrogenase (NAD+) activity
Source: RefSeq, a predicted model, not a curated record
GGGAAGGGGAGGGAGGGGAAGAGUUGUGGACGUUGAUCACCUUUCAUCGCAUCAGUCAAGUGACGGGAACAGUUAGCAAUUUUAUUCGACCAAAUCUGUUCCUGAUAUCGCCUCUUCUCUCACGAUGGCUGCGUUACUGGUCACCCGAGUUUUUAAGGAUUUGUCGGUGAUAGGCAGCAAGUUUUCCCGACCUCCAUCACGUCUGUUUUCUGUUACAUCCGAAAUGCAUUCGCACCUCAAGACCAAAGUUGUAAAUAAUGUCUGUGUUGUCACGAUUGAUUCACCCGGUCAAAAGGUGAACUCAUUAAAUUCAGAAAUUAUGUCUGAAGUAACAGAAGUACUUAACAAGAUUAGAAGUGAUUCGAAUAUCCAAGCAGGUGUUUUAAUAUCUGGGAAACCAGGCAACUUUGUUGCCGGCGCUGACAUCCGUAUGCUAUCUGCCGCUAAGAGCAAGGAAGAAGUCACUGCAAUUUCUCAUAGCGCCCAACAAAUCCUCCAAUCUAUUGAAGACCUCCAAAAGCCCUUAGUUGCUGCUAUCGCUGGGUCUUGUCUUGGCGGUGGUCUUGAGCUUGCUCUUGCUUGCCAAUAUCGUAUUGCUAUGAAAGAUGCUAAAACCGCUCUCGGGCUACCUGAGGUAAUGUUAGGCUUGUUACCUGGAGCAGGUGGUACAAUUCGUCUGAUGAGGCUGACUAGAGCACCCAAUGUGUUGGACCUGGCACUUACUGGGAAACAAAUUCGAGCCGAUAAGGCUAAGCAGAUGGGCAUUGUUGAUCUAGCUGUUGACCCCCUCGGUGAAUCAUUCCGCAAUGCUGAGUACCUUGAGGAAGUUGCAAUUAAGAUUGCAAAAGAUAUUGCGACUGGUAAAAUGAAAGUUGACCGGACUCCCAGUCUAGUAGACAGAAUUUUUGCCAAUGUCCUGAAAGUUCAAUAUGCUCGUGAUUUUAUCCUUGGGAAAGCCAAGGAAAGUGUCAUGAAGGCUACAGGAGGCAACUACCCAGCCCCCUUGAAGAUUUUGGAAUUGGUUCGCACCAACAUGGAAAAAGGAGAAACGGCUGCAUUCGAAUUUGAACGAAACACCUUUGGUGAAUUGGCAAUGACUCCUGAAAGCAAGCAACUAUUAAAUCUCUUCAAUGCACAAACUGAAUGCAAGAAGAACCCAUUCAAAGCACCAGUCAAACCCAUCAAGACUGUUGCAGUCUUGGGAGCCGGUUUAAUGGGUGCUGGCAUUGCUCAGGUUACCGUUGACAAGGGUUACAGUGUCAUUUUGAAAGAUACUAAUGAGACUGGUCUAGCUAGGGGAACUGAACAAAUUCGCAGUGGUUUGGAUAAAGCUGUGAAAAGGAAGAAGAUCUCUGCGUACCAGCGAGACCGUCUUUUGUCCAACAUGGAUUCUACCUUGUCAUAUGAUUCUUUCAAAAAUGCCGACAUUGUUAUUGAAGCUGUAUUUGAAGAUCUCAAAAUCAAACACAAGGUCAUUUCUGAGAUUGAGGCUGUUUGCCCACCGCAUUGCAUCAUUGCCUCAAAUACCAGUGCCCUCCCUAUUGCCAAAAUAGCUGCUGGCAGCAAACGCCCUGACAAGGUUGUAGGAAUGCAUUACUUCUCUCCAGUUGACAAAAUGCAAUUGUUAGAAAUUAUCACCACCAAGGACACUUCAGAGGAGACUGCUGCUCAAGCUGUGGCUGUGGGUUUGAAACAGGGCAAAGUUGUCAUCACUGUUGGAGACGGACCAGGCUUCUACACAACACGUAUUCUUGCCAUCAUGAUGGCAGAGGCUAUUCGUCUUGCCCAAGAAGGUGUUGACCCCAAGGACCUCAAUAAACUAACAAAGACAUUCGGUUUCCCUGUGGGUGCUGCUACCCUAAUGGAUGAAGUUGGUUUGGAUGUGGCUGCCCAUAUUUCAGAGUUCUUGUAUGAAUCAUUCGGUCAAAGAGCAAGUGGUGGUAACCCAUCUCUUAUCACAGAACUAGUAGAGAAGGGCUGUCUUGGUCGCAAGAGUGGAAAGGGUGUCUUCCUUUACUCUGCUGGUUCUAAACAGAGACCUGUCAACCCAGAUGCUAUUACCGUUUUCAAGAAGUAUUCCCUCCAACCCAAAGGUUCUUUCACUCCAGAGGAUAACACCAUGCGAAUGGUGUCUCGCUUUGUCAAUGAGGCUGUGUUAUGUUUGGAAGAGAAUAUUCUGCGCAACCCUGUUGAAGGUGAUGUUGGUGCUGUCUUCGGUCUGGGCUUCCCACCAUUCAGAGGUGGUCCUUUCCGCUGGGUAGAUUCUUAUGGAGCUGCUAACCUUGUUAGGAAAAUGCAAGAGUUUAGGAACGCAUAUGGUGUUGAAUUUGAACCCUGCCAACUUCUCAAGGAUCAUGCCAACAACCCCAACAAGAAAUUCUACCCUGAUAUGACAAGCAAGUUGUAAUUUUUAAUUUUCUUUGUUUCAACCCUUAGCUAGUCUUCUGGUUUUCUUUACAUGUUGCUUGUGAGUAGGGGGCUGCCCCUUAUGCUGGAUAUGAGACUACUGAAUGUGUUCGUGUUUUUAAAAUGCUGGAUUUUCAAAAUUAUGGCAAUUUUGUGGCAUUUAUCUGUGUGUCCAAUUUUUACUUUAUUUUAUUGCACCUAAAGACAUUAUUAUUUUAUAGAAUUAUUCUCUUGUCACUUCUGCUGGACAGCCUUGUUAUCGUUUUCUUUAUAUUUGUAAAUAAUAUUUUAAUGAAUUGGAAAUGUUUCCAUGAAGAAGACUGCUGAAAUGUAAACCUAUAUUUUUCUAGCCCCUAUCCAGAUUUUAUUUUAUUGAAUGUUUGUUGAAUUGCUUGUGACAUGUAAGAAUCCAGAAAUGAAUUGAGCUUUGAAUAGAUAAGGCAUCACAUAUUGACUGUCUCUUUUCUGUUACAUUUAACUUAAUUUGUAUGUGGAAUUUUUUUUACUGUUUGUCCCUUUUUUUAUUGGUAUAUUUUGCUGAGCAAACCCCUGUAUCAUCUAAUGUGACCAGCCUUCUUAUAUACAUGCGUACAUUAUUUUUAUAUCUGCUUUAGAGAUUAUUAUAUGUACUGAUUUUGAAAUAAUCAUGUCUACAGUAUUGUCCCCUCUUGGCUCUAUAAAAUGUUUCCUUGACUACUUUAAAAACAAUCAAAGGCUGUUAUAUAGAAGUAUUUGGCGAUUUUAAGUAAAAUAAAUUUCCCAUUUUUACUGAA